This is a messenger RNA of Akanthomyces muscarius, 972 nucleotides long. RefSeq lists its product as uncharacterized. The record is from RefSeq and is a predicted model, not a curated record. Gene Ontology annotation, biological process: protein folding in endoplasmic reticulum. Bases 1 to 972 code for a protein of 323 amino acids. Gene Ontology annotation, cellular component: EMC complex. The transcript has 4 exons. Gene Ontology annotation, molecular function: protein binding. Lineage: Eukaryota; Fungi; Ascomycota; Sordariomycetes; Hypocreales; Cordycipitaceae.
AUGACACCGUCCCUACUCCGCCCGCAGGUCCAUUUGUCCAAUGCUGAGGCACUCAAGCUCGCGCAGCUGGCGCCGGAGGUGCUGAAGAGCAACCCGAAGGUGUUCUCGGCGUCGCCAUUGGCCGCCAUGUUCUCUGCAUCGGAGACUGGUGAUGUGUGGACAAUUUACGAGAACCUUCUGCUGGCCUGCCUACGAACCGGCGACGAGAAGGCGGCCUCGGACUGCCUCGAGCGAAUCGUUAUUCGAUUUGGACCCCAAGAUGAGCGCGUGAUGGCGUUAGAGGGCCUGUCAAAAGAGGCAAAGGCUACGAAUAAUGACGACCUCGAGAAAAUCCUGAAAGAAUACGACGCUAUUCUAAAGGAGAACGAUGCCAAUAUUCCCAUUACCAAGCGCAAAGUCGCGCUUCUUCGAUCGAUGGGCAAGAUUUCGGAAUCCAUCGCCGCUCUAAAUACUCUCCUCGAAUUCAACACUACUGAUAGCGAGGCUUGGGCCGAGCUGGCAGACAUGUACCUGGAGGAGGGUCUGUACGCCCAGGCCAUCUAUGCCUUGGAGGAAGUUUUGGUUCUUCAGCCAAACUCCUGGACUGCUCAAGCUCGACUCGGAGAAGUUUCCCUAAUGGCUGCGUCAGCGUCGACGGAAGGAUCUGGGCAACAAUACGUUGUCGAAGCACUGAAACGAUUCUCCCGAAGUGUUGAACUUUGCGACGAUUUUCUGCGUGGAUAUUAUGGCCUGAAGCUGUCGUCCGACAAACUGCUCGAUGGCUCCAGCAAAGGAAAGAAGCAACAAGACGACGGAUUCCCUGUACCCAACGUCAAGACUAUACAAAAACUGAACGAACUUGCCACAACAAAGCUUGCAGAGAUUGUGCGCCGACAUGGGGCCCAAGAAAAGCUGUGGCAAGGGUACGAUGCGGCCGAGGUUGCUGCGGCGCGAGAACUCCUUUCCAAGUCAUCAGCCCAAGUGGUCAGGUAA